AUGACCAGGGCGAUCGAUGCAGCCGCCACGGAGCCGCUGCUGCCUGCCCGGCUGUCUAGUGGGCGCGGCGGCAGCAGCGGCGGCGGCGGCGGCGGCGGCACCACCGCCAGACGAGGCGAGGUCCAAGUCAAGCCGGCCCCAGCCACCUCCAACCUUCACUUCCUGCGUCGCUUCCGAGCGCUGCUGCGGCUGCUGCGCCCCUACCCGGCGCUCAUCCUCUCGCUGCUGGCCGUGGCAGAGGCGGUCGUAGUGGCAGAAGUGGGCAAGGUGGCGGGCUCUUUCUACCUGAUUGUGGUGGAUGGCCAGCCCUCCAAGUUUGCAGCAGCCAUGCUGCACGCGGCGGCGCUGUACGCAGCCUCCACCGCCCUCUACGCCGCCGCCACCUGGGUGACAGAGAACUUGGCUCUGCACUGGCGGCAGCGCCUCACCGCCCACCUGCACCACUGCUACUGCCACCACCAGCACGCCUACUAUCGCCUGCAGCAGGGCCAGGCCCAGCAGGCGGCGCCGGGGCAGGAGCCGCACCCGGCGCAGCAGCCGGCGUGGGGCCAGGAGGCUCACCAGGAUGGGCACCAGCAGCAGGAUGCCGGCAACAAGCAGCGGCAGAGCGGGCAGGGGCAGCAGCAGGUUGACAACCCAGACCAGCGCAUCGCCUCUGACGCCGGGGAGCUGUGCGAGUGCCUGUCGGCGGUGGCGCGGGUGGCGGCGGCCGCACCCUUCAAGCUUCUGUACUACAGCUGGCUGACGGGAGGCUACCUGGGCUGGCGUGGCCUGGCCGCUGUCUACGCCUUCUUCUGGCUGGCGGCGGUGGUGCAGCGGCUGGCGGUUUCGCCGGUGGCGCGCCUGGUCUUUGCUCAGGAGCGGCGGGAGGGCGACCUGCGGUAUGCGCACGUGCGCCUGCGGCAGUACGCUGCUGAGGUGGCGCAGUACCGCGCCGCGCACGCUGAGCGGCGCCACCUGGAUGCCACGCUGGCGGCGGCACUUUCCAACCAGGCGAGUGGUGGCGGGCGGCUGCUGGUGAGCUGGCGCGCUGCGCUGGCCGGGGCCACCCGCGCCGUCGACUAUGCCGGAGCCAUGCUCAACUACUGUGUGGUGGGGGCGGCCGUGUUUGCGGGCAUGCUGUCCAAGCUGGGUGGCCUCACGGCCCGUGUGGGGCAGCUGCUGGAGGCGCUGCCAGGCGGCGCCAAGGGCGUCGGCGGCGGCAGCGGCGAGCUGGAUGGCGGCGGCGUGCACGAUGUGCACGACGUGCACGCUGUGCGCCUGUCCAUGGAUGGCGGCGCCCACGAGCUGCGGCCCUCCCGCUUUGCCACCCUGCUGCAGCCGCCGCGACUCUACAGGCACGUGCCUGCCUGUCCCGGCAGCACACGUGCCUGCCUGGCCUCCGGUGACGUGCCGCCCGCUGCCCUGCUCGCUGCGGUCUGCCUGGGCGGCUCGGUGGUGCUGGAGGCAUCCACACACCGCCUGGGCCCCGACCUGCAGCGAGAGGCCCGAGCCAUCUUUCCCGACGCUCCCGCCACCGGCCAGCUGCUGGCUUGUAUCACCUUCCAGCACGCGGCGGGCGGCGCCAGCCUGGCGCCCGACAGCAGCAGCGCGACGCUGGAGCGCGCGGCGGCGGAGAUGGACCGGCUGCUGGACGCCUUCCUGCGCUGGGAGGCGGGGGUCAGCGCCGCGCUGGCUGCCGCGGGCCGCUGGUGCGACGCCGUGGACCCUCGCAGCGGCACCGCGCUGCACGGCAGGCGCGGCGCGCGGUGGAGCGAGGUGGCGGCCGCACACGCGCUGCUGGGUUACGAGCGGCGCGAUGCAGGCAUAUGUCCGGUGGUGCUGCACCCCCGCCACGGCAGCAGCGCCUACCCAGCCACCCUGUUCACCGAUGCGCCGCCGGCUGAGCUGGAGCGUGCUCUGGCGGCCGUCAGCGACCAGCCUGCCCAGCUGGCCGCCUGGGCGGCAGCGGGUGGAGGGCCCACCGCUGAUGCCGGCGGCGGCCAGGCCUGGGCCGCGGCAGACGGCGGCAGCACGGUCGCCGCGCCGCUGCUCAGCCUGCACGGGGUUGCGGUGCGGACGCCAGCCGGCGCGCUGGCGGCGGCGGGCUUGAGCCUGGAGCUGCUGCCGGGCCAGCAUCUGCUCAUCGCAGGCCCCAACGGCUGCGGCAAGAGCACGCUGGUCAAGGCCCUGUGCGGGCUUCACCCGCUGGAAGGCGGCAGCGUGCUGGUGGCGGGCCGUGCCCCGCCGGUGUCGCCCGGCGGCGGCACCGCCUCGCCUGGCGCCUCCAGCGACGACGACGACGACAGCGCGGCGCAGGGAGGCGCCGGGCGGGGCCAGGGCGUGAUGUUUGUGCCGCAGCGCCCGCUGGCGGCGCCGGGCGGUGCGCUGUGGCAGCAGAUCUGCUACCCUGCUGACGGUGGUGACCGCAGCGGCGGCGGUGGCGGCGGCGGCGGCGGCGGCUGUGAGGGGCAGGCGGCCGCGGACGAGGAGCUGCUAGUCCUGCUGCAGCGGGUGGGGCUGCAGUACCUGCUGGACCGGGUGGGAGACAGCUUCCAGGCGGCCGCUGACUGGGCCGCCAUGCUGUCCCCCGGCGAGCUGCAGCGCCUCGCGGUGGCGCGGGUGCUGCACAGGCGCCCCGCGCUGGCGGUACUGGAUGAGCUGACCUCCGCCGUCAGCGAGGAGGCGGCGGCGCGGCUGUAUGGGCAGCUGCACGCUGAAGGGAUUACUUGUGUGAGGUAG
Chlorella variabilis is the source of this 2721-nucleotide messenger RNA. RefSeq lists its product as hypothetical. Gene Ontology annotation, molecular function: ATP hydrolysis activity; ATP binding; ABC-type transporter activity. Gene Ontology annotation, cellular component: peroxisomal membrane. Gene Ontology annotation, biological process: cobalamin metabolic process; peroxisome organization; fatty acid beta-oxidation. Lineage: Eukaryota; Viridiplantae; Chlorophyta; Trebouxiophyceae; Chlorellales; Chlorellaceae. The transcript is spliced from 15 exons. The record is from RefSeq and is a predicted model, not a curated record. The coding region runs from base 1 to 2721 and encodes 906 amino acids.